Exaiptasia diaphana is the source of this 1639-nucleotide messenger RNA. RefSeq lists its product as uncharacterized. Bases 49 to 1242 code for a protein of 397 amino acids. NCBI's taxonomy places the organism in Eukaryota, Metazoa, Cnidaria, Anthozoa, Actiniaria, Aiptasiidae. The record is from RefSeq and is a predicted model, not a curated record. The transcript is spliced from 6 exons.
UGCAAUUGGAAGCAAUUAGAUGGAGGCACGAGUUAUCUUGUUCCAGCUAUGUUGAUGAACACAAGUGAAGAAAAAGCAAAUGCAUUAGCAGAUAACUUGGCUCCGCCAUUAGUCAUAAGAUUUGAUUGCUCACAUUUGCCUUUCGCCAUUUUCCCACGACUCUUAGUUCUCGUCGAAAAGAUGUGCAACUCAAAAUGGCCGUGUUCGUCUCCACCUCAUCUCUCCAAAAACUUUGCAAGAUUUUAUAUUGUUGAUGACAAGUGUGCGUUUAGCCUGGUCUUAAAAUCCGAUUUGCAAACAAUCAGAGUUGCACUGUUCAACGACAAAACAAAAAGCAAUAAUAGAAAUGGCUUUUUCGUCAACCUGUGCAAAUGGCUAACGGAGUUUCUCGAGAGAACACUACAGAAAAUGAUUGAGUCAUUCCCUUGGAUGAGAAGGUUGGAGCUUGAAUUUGGCAUCUGUUGUCCAGUUUGUAAAGACGUGGCACCUUGUAAAAAGCACGGCAAGAGAGCCUGUCCUCGAGGCUCUUGUUUUCACUUUGUUUCCAAACGAGAACUGUUGAGCACAAUUCAAACGCGUUGCAGCAGGAGCCCUACAAAACUAAACAACGAAAUUUUAGAUUCCAGCUUCUCACACUGGUUUGAUAGAAAAGACAAUAAAGCUGCUGGAGUGAAGGAAGCACAGGAGCAGCUUCAAGCCCUUCAUUUGGCUUCAGAAKUUGACGCUCUGUGCCAGGAAGUCUUUGCUGAUGUCAAUAAAAUCUCCCUGACGACGAUUUCACAGGACGAGGCGACUAGAAUAGCUGAGAAAGUCGCUAUUAUAUUAAACCUUGACAAACAUAGCACAGCCAUGCCACCCAAAGAUAUCAUACAGAAAUGUAGGACUAGCUGCAGACGGUUGAUUGCUCAAGGAGGAGAGGUUGUUGCAGAAGCUUUACGAAAUAAGCUGCCCAGUGGAAUGACAGGUCCUUUGAGAGUUGGAUAUGAUGUUAAAGUAUGCGACAUGGAUUCUGCGACAAAAACUCAGUUAUCAAAAGAGUUAACRGUCAAAAAAGAUGAGUGGAAGGCUUUCGCUAAGGAGAAAGUAGGAUUAUCUCACGUCGAUGUUGAAUUUUUAAAUGACAGAGAGAAAAAUCCUGUUCUAGAAAUACUGAAUGAGCAUUGCCGCGACUGGUCUGUGGAGCAACUUUAUGAUGCCGUUUCUAGUGUUGGAGCGGAAGCGGUCGCAGAUCGAUACUUUUAAUUCAGUAAAUAUUGUAAAUAGAWGGCGUACUGUGGCACUACAAAACGGUAAAACAAAACGAUUGCUUUUUGAGAGCACUUUGCAAGGACUUACUAUUUCAUACUAUAUACUAUAUAUUUUUUAUUAAAAUAAGUUAUUGUAMUAAUUGAGACAAACCAGCGAGUUGGACCUCAAAGGGAUUAUAUUUUUCAAAAGGCACAGUUKAUGUCUUUUCGUUUGUGCCUARUAGAUCCCGUGGUUUUWAAUUCCAUUAAAAGGCUACACUAUUGUGAAGAUAGAUUUUCUGAAUUUCGAUGGMUAAACCGUGUGGUGAGCUUUCAAAGGCCUCUCUUUUCACUACUGAUUGUUUAGCGGAGUAGGAACGAAUAAAUUAGAUAAUAAAUGUUCUUUUAAAUAA